Exophiala xenobiotica is the source of this 2187-nucleotide messenger RNA. RefSeq lists its product as uncharacterized. Gene Ontology annotation, molecular function: carboxy-lyase activity; pyridoxal phosphate binding. NCBI's taxonomy places the organism in Eukaryota, Fungi, Ascomycota, Eurotiomycetes, Chaetothyriales, Herpotrichiellaceae. Bases 102 to 1919 code for a protein of 605 amino acids. The record is from RefSeq and is a predicted model, not a curated record. The transcript has a single exon. Gene Ontology annotation, cellular component: cytoplasm. Gene Ontology annotation, biological process: carboxylic acid metabolic process.
CUUCGCCGGAUGCUUACCGGUAUAAUUUUCUCUUCAGAUCUUUCGUUCUGAAUUCCUUGUUGUUCAUAGAUUCUCUUGGGCCGUUCAUCUUUUGGAAAGUCAUGUCGGGGUACUCGUAUCCCCCUUUAGAAAAUGCCAACACCUCACCCCAGACUAAUGGAGAUAUACUACCCAAAACGAUAGACGGAGUCACGAAUGGCACACCCACGUCCGUCGAGACAGCUCCAUCACGCGCGGCAGAGCUGGAAGCGCUGCUUUCCGCUGUCCUGAAACAGUUGAUCCCUUUCGUUCAGCGAGCCGACGAUGAAGUCCACGCACACCAGCAACGCCAGCCAAUACAGCAAACAUCGCUCGUCGAAAGCCAUUCUCCCUCCGAAUUAAGAUCGAUUUUGUCGGAAAGUGGAGCGCUCUCUCUCCCGGACGGCGGCGUUGGGCAGGCAGGCCUGCUGGACUCGUUGGCGUCGAUACUGAGAUACAGCGUCAACACAUCUGCUCCUGGAUUCUUGGACAAACUCUAUUCCGCGCCUGUACCUCCAGGUAUAGCUGCAGAUUUGAUUCUCAGCGUCCUCAACACGAAUCUGCAUGUAUAUCAAGUAUCGCCGGUCCUCUCACUGAUCGAAACACACGUCACCAAGGCCUUGGCUACGAAAUUCGGCUUCUGUGGCCCGAGAGCUGGCGGGAUCAAUGUCCAGGGCGGCAGCGCCAGCAACCUUACCAGUAUUGUUAUUGCGCGAAACAAGCUGUUUCCGGAAACCAAGCGACUAGGGAACCACGCCGCAGGUAGGGAGCUCGUGAUGUUUACGUCCGAGCAUGGCCAUUAUAGCAUCGAAAAGGCCGCACAGCAAUGCGGGUUUGGAAGCGAGAGUGUCAUAAGCGUGCCGGUCGAUCCUGUAACUGGAGAAAUGGACCCAAAAGCUUUAGAUCUCUUGAUCAUUCGGGAGAAACAGCAAGGCAAGACCCCGUUCUAUGUCAAUGCCACGGCCGGGACGACCGUGCUGGGCUCUUUCGAUCCGUUUAUUGCCAUCUCAGAAGUAGCACGCCGACACGGGCUUUGGAUGCACAUUGAUGGUGCUUGGGGUGGAAGCUUUGUCUUUUCGGACACUCUUCGCGAACGUGCGUUGAGAGGCUGCGAGUUGGCGGACAGCAUAGCAAUCAAUCCACACAAAAUGCUCGGUGUGCCGGUGACUUGCAGCUUCCUGUUGCUCAAGGACUUGAGAAACGCCCAUAGAGCUAACACCCUGCGGGCAGGGUAUUUGUUCCACGACAAGGAUGAUGACGAGGAGCACGACGGGAAUGAAGAGCACGUUGAGAACGGUGUCAACGACACUGCGAGCUGCGAGAUUGAUGGUGAUGUUGAUGUCGAAGAGAACGAUGACUGGACACCACCUGAAGACCUCGCCGAUCUCACGCUCCAAUGCGGCCGGAGAGGUGACAGCUUGAAACUCUUCCUCGCAUGGCAGUAUUACGGCACCUCGGGUUAUCGUGCGAAGAUCGAACAUGCAUACUCGGUGGCAUGCCAUAUGGCGACUCUGGUGGAAAAGAAUCCAGAUAUGGUACUUGUGAGCACGACUCCACCGCCUUGUCUGCAAGUGUGCUUUUAUUAUGCUCCUGGGGGGCGAAUGCCGUUCAAUCUUGAUGAAAGGACACAAGCGAAUGCAGUCGACAAGUCCACCAGGCGAAAGCAAGCCGAGAAGAUUGGCAAGCGCAAUUCGGCCAUCACCAGCCGCAUCACACAGUCGUUGAUCUCGCGCGGCUUCAUGAUCGAUUAUGCCCCGGCUUUGAGCGAGCAGGUUGAGAAAGGCGCCUUCUUUAGGGCCGUGGUCAACAUUUCGACUACCACGCAGACUGUCGAUAGAUUGGUGGAACAGAUCAACACUGUCGGCAAGGUCAUAACGAGAAACAUAGGGGGAUCGAUCUAACUACGCACCAGAAAAGGAUCUCGAGCGGUUGCCACCAUGAGGCAGACAUGCUCGAUCUUGAAGUGACAGCGGAAGAAUGAUGUUCGAAGUCAUUGAAGAUCUGUUGUGAGCGUAUACCGUGGAUCUUUGUGUAACAAUUUUGGCCAACAUUCUUGAACCGACGCCUUUGGGAGACAUUCCUCGCUAAUGCAGGCAUACCACGAAGCAUACCGAUGCUUCCAUAUACUAGACAGACCCUAGACAGACCCUAGACAGACCCUAGACAGAC